CACUCCAAAUCUCAGCAUGUCAUCAGUAAUGCGGACGAUACCUGCGAUGCACUCUUGCUGUGGUAUUCUGGUGUUCAUGCGACGCGUGGUAUGCCGUGGCGGAAGGAGUACAAUCCCAAUUUAGGGCGAGAGGAACGCGCACAGAGGGCCUACGAAGUCCUUGUAUCAGAAAUCAUGUUGCAACAAACUCAAGUUAUCACUGUCAUCCCGUACUACGAGUCUUGGAUGUCUAGUUUCCCGACUAUACAUGACCUUGCUGCUGCGACCAUUGAUGAUGUUAAUGCCUUGUGGAAGGGCCUCGGAUACUAUAGACGUGCCAGUCGCCUACUCACAGCAUCUCAGAUCGCCGUUACGAAGUUAAAAGGGAUGCUACCAGACAACGCGCGCGACCUGGAAGCAAAAAUACCAGGGGUUGGGCGAUAUACAGCAGGCGCUGUCUGUUCUAUCGCCUACGGAGAGCGCGUUCCUGUCCUGGACGGCAAUGUGCACAGACUACUUAGUCGGCUCCUGGCGCUCCAUGCCCCUCCUAAAGCGGCGGCUACCCUUAAUAUUCUAUGGGCAGCGGCGACUGCACUGGUUCAGAGCAAGGGCCAAGAAUCUGAUGAUUCUAUGGUACGCAAUCGUUACCCAGGAGAUAUCAAUCAGGCUUUAAUCGAGUUGGGAAGCACGGUUUGCAGAGUUCAUACUCCCGACUGCGAGCAGUGCCCUUUAAAGUCACAUUGUGCAGCGUAUCAGAGUGAAUCAGCUCCACUUCAGCAAGAUAUCGAGGACCUCUGUACUUUGUGUGAGCCACGCUCCGAACGUGGCGUCAUCGGUUAUCCUAUGAAGGCAGAGCGAAGCAAGCCACGAGUGGAACUUGACCUUGUGAACGUCAUUGAAUGGCGCUCCAAAUCGGAUCCUGAGAACAGGCAAUUCCUUCUCGUUCGCCGGCCGAGUGAAGGAUUGCUAGCCGGACUGUAUGAGUUCCCCACAGAAGCCAAUAUUUCUGAAACAGCGUCAGAUACUCGCCUUGUGGAAAUUCUUCGGGCGCAGCUCUCUUCUUUGUUGCAGUCGCCUAUUCGGGUCCCAGAGUCCACUGACAAGAAGCGAUCUGAUGCAUCGUGCACAGUGGUCAAAAUUAAGUCCGCAGGCGAUGUCUCCCAUGUCUUCUCCCACAUCAGAAAAACAUACAGGGUACAAUGGGUCAUCAUCGAAGGGGGAGAUGAACCACCAGAAACUGCAGCGCCACAGGGGCCCCAUAACGGUCGUUUUAAGGAUAGAAUGUGGAAGUCUUUGAAUGAGAUAUCUACUUCAAAGUAA
Molecule: messenger RNA, 1299 nt
Organism: Desarmillaria tabescens
Lineage: Eukaryota; Fungi; Basidiomycota; Agaricomycetes; Agaricales; Physalacriaceae
Product: DNA glycosylase
Exons: 8
Biological process (GO): base-excision repair; mismatch repair
Cellular component (GO): nucleus
Molecular function (GO): adenine/guanine mispair binding; purine-specific mismatch base pair DNA N-glycosylase activity; oxidized purine DNA binding
Source: RefSeq, a predicted model, not a curated record